CCGCGUUGUAGAUACUAACAAGUAUAUUAGGAAAUUUUGUUUUUGAUAAUUUUGCGUAGAAUGAAAAACGAGAAAAUUUAGCUUCAGGAUCUCUCAAGACACGAGAGAACAAAAAGAUGUGGUCUCAUUUACCCAGGGACCGAAUCCAUGUGGAACUCCAUGGGGGGCUUGCGUGUGGUAUUCGGAGUCGGGUUGAGGGAAAGUCUCCGACUCCCGCACCCGGGAGCUACAACCCAUCCAUGAAGAUGACACGGUCACGAUCGCUGGGUGCAGUGUCAGGAAGAGCGAAGAGGGAUACCAAUGACUGGUGAGUGUUUUGAGUGUCGAUGGGCAUGUUACUUCUACAACUGAAGAUGUCAAGGACCACGACGAGGUUCUAUCGUGGUGAUCAAAUUCGAGUGAGAAGAAAUGAGGACAUAUUAAAGCCUCAAAAUUGACCUUUUGCCAGGCACAUCAAUAAAUCAAAGGAACAAGGCCCUUCUAUUCUUCACUGACUAUUACGAGUAAGAAAUAGAGGUACUGGAACACAACGAACAAGGGACAACUAAGUAGACGACACAACUUACCUCCUCCAAAUCUUACACCAAAGGUUGAUCCGCAAUAGGAGAGACAAGCCACCAAUCUACGACACCACACGGAGCCUUCCCUCACGUUCGAAUUUCAACUACAUGUCCAGGCUGAUGGUAGUAUACUUUAUUUUUCAGCUUGAUGAAGAUUCGUGAACAGGGCCGAAGUCGAACAAGAGUCUUUAUGUUUACGUACUUGAAAGAGAAAGGGAAAUGAUAAUUGUCAUUCAUAUUUGCUUGCACGAGCAGCUGUAAAGUCAUCAUGACCAGUAUCAUCAUCAUAAUCAUCCGCCUUAGGUUCCCUCAACCGCUCGUGCUGGUUAUGCCUCGAGUACGUCUGGUAUAACCGUAGAAGGCCGCUUCUAUCCGAAUGAGGUGCAGAGGGAUCUCUCGCAAGAGAAGUACAUGUCCCAUUGGGCAUCCCCAACGAUUCGACGAGGAAUAUCCCCAUCCCGCAUGAGCCAACACGAGCGUCACGACGAGCAGCUUUCGCCAGUUGCUUCCCCAAGGCCCUCGAGUGCGGGAGGAAGCGCUAGAAGGGAGCACAUGUUUGUGUCAAACCGUAGUGGAGCCUCAGUGGUCCAUAAUUGGGCACGACCAGCGCCCGUUGCUGAUGAUAUGGCGAAAUUACAUCCAUGCACCGAAAGAUUUUGACUAUUUAGAAGUGAGAGGGGGGCUUAUUAACCUAGUUCUAGUUGUAGUAGUCGCGUCAACAUCAUUAUGGUCGUACUCGGAGUCGGACUCUACUAAGAAUUGGAACACGACCUCGCAACCGGGAUCACCCUUUCACGCGCAGCAACCUAAAAAUGAGCUCCAUGUAGUGCCUGGCGACUACCAUAAACGUUCACCCGGCUUGAUGUCCUUGAGUAGUCGCCCUGGAGCUGCUGUAGACAGUUCAGCACAAUCGACUGCAAGCACAGCAACCACAAGCAUGGGGAAGAAUGUUAAGCAACUUUCUUGCUAAAAAUGCUAUUCAAUGAAUCUUCUGAUCAAGUUUAGAAAUCACAUUGACUACUUACUCGGUUCGAACUAAGUGGGGAGAUUAUAAAUGAAAGACACGAUCCUGUUGCCGUGAUCGGCACCGGCAUCGACUUGACUACUUACUCGCAACUGUAUUAACUCUUCUAACUCUAGCCGUGCAAAUGGAUCCUAUGCCAGUGCCUUCGCUUAUGCGCCUAAACCAAGAAAUUUCUACGGUCUCAAAAUGAAGGAAAAAGUUCUGGGAAAUAGCAUGGUGUCAUCAACAGCACCGAGCAGUGCCGCUUCAUCGCCAAAAAAAACAGCAGGAGGAUCGAGGAAAGUGAUAGUACUACAACUGCCAAUAUUUUUGAUCAAUAUAGUACUCACUGUCUCUUGCUUGUUAACAGGUCCAUUAAAUAACUUGAGAAGUAUUCAUUGCUUCUACAUCUACUACUCACGGCUAAAAAAGUUGUUCAUGUCUCUUCAUUUGAUUUCGUCAGUGAGUCCCCUAACCGUUCCUCAGCAAGAAAAGCAAAAGCAAAAAACCCACUCUCCAGACAAAAGUCAAACGUGCCUACGGUGGUGGCAUCCACUCAACGCUAGGUCGCUGUGAUGAGGCUGCUUUGAAUUUUGUCGGUGGAACAGUCAGAAGUCCGACUAGUAGUCCCAAAAAAGCCGAGGACGUGCGUAGAAAAACGGAGUUGCAGUCACAAAUACGCGAAAGCAUUUUGAGAAACAGAGAAGACCUAGACCGACGAGCCAGAAUGCUGCAGAUUCGGAGGAUGUUAUGGCCCUUGGAUUUACUGAUAUUAAGUCAUAAUUCAUCUUGGAUUUUCAUUUUCACAAAUACUUUACUAGCUUGUUUCUUUUGGAUAAAUGUCAUCGAUUUUCAUCACAGUUGUUAGGUCGUCUGGCCGUGAGCGUGAACAUAAAGCACUCUCGUAGUUGUGAAUCACAAACCGCUUCCAAUACCUGAGAUGGGCGAACAAACGGUAUUUCAAUCGACCGUUGAAUAAUUUUCAAUUUCACAGUCUCAGUAGAAGUACGGGUUGUAGGAGUGUGACAUGAACACGACAAACAUCUUCUUCAAGAACGACCAUCAUUCUCCUUAAGAGCCAUCCCCUUCUAAGACCUGAGAUGGCCGAGCAAAAAUACGCAGAGUUCGGAGGUCGCCACCAGCAUAUGGCUUCCGCAGCUUCCUCCGCACCAAGACAACAACAGGAGUUCGAGCCAGAAGUCCUCCAAUUACCGGCAUCUCUAGAUGAUGACGACGACAAUAUUGACUCAAUGGUGGAGGUCAAGCGCGGAAACCGUCACGCUAAUGCCAACCGUGGGGCUGGACCUUCUGCGAGACAAGUAGAUUCAGUAGCUUCUUCAGUAGCUAGUGCGAGUGUAGGUAUGAGACUUUUCUCUUCGAAGAGUACGCCCUCAAAGGCCGGUGAUCCAGCAAGUGAGGAACAGGGGAGUCCUAUUACGGCUACAAUAUAUUUAAAUAAGAAUAUUUGAUGCAAUUAUAGCCAAUGUCACGACGGCCGCUUACCAGUUUUUAUAUCGUGGUCUAGUUUAAGGGAAAAAUGCGGAUACCCAUUGUCGUGAUAGUUGUACAUCCGCCACUAACUUGUCUCGUAUGGUGCAGACGCUGUGUAGCCUUGAUCACAUGCACUGUAUCCGUUACCUAACCCGUCUCAUCAACACUUAGCUCCACACCAUUUUUACAGUGAUUAUGCGUCGACGGAAGAAGAGUAACGCGGUACGACCUUCCUCUAACCUACGACCCAGUACUGGAGAGGAGCAACCGAAGACACGUGGUGCGAGCAAGCUGCUAGACCAUGUGAUGAAGAGCAAUUUGCGAUGGUCGAAUCAUGCUGAGGCGUUAAGAACUGACAGUGGAGUCAGGCUAAGUGCAGCUAAACGGUGAAAGUAGUACUUAGGUUGUUGGCUAAGGACCAGUAGUUAUAUCACAUUGACGCUGGUGAUAGCACUAGCAGCUAUAGAGAUACUACGUAGAAGAACACCUCUACCUGCUAACUUUCCCUUUCCUCUAUGUCAGAUGCACCAGGAGAGCAUGCAUCUAUCUUCCUCGUUGUUACAAAGUAUAGGUUUUGAGAUUUUUCAAGGCCACUUCUAAUUCUAUAGCAGCCUUUGAGCCGACGGCCUCACGUCGAUUGCUGACCUAUAGAGAUCACACGCUUAGAAAAUUACCUUAUUCCACUUCCACAUCGAGUUACUGUAUACGAAAUUGAAAAGUAUGAUUUUUCUGUAAACCAUACAUGCAUAGAUAUGAGUUAUUGAUACCUCUAGUACAUCGAUCUACAUAAGUACUAUGUUUGCCAAACUUUGGCGUGGGACGUAACAAAAAAGUUGAACAAACACGUAUACGCUAUUCGUUGGACAAACACUGAAAAUAAAUGGACAUGAUAAUGCGGGAGUCUUUAUAGUGAAACAAUGUACGUUUGGAUUCAAAGUUUUUGAUGAAAAAUUAUAGGUGAAAAUCCUAGUCAGUGACUACAAGUGUUUUCGUGUCUAGAAUCAUGCAAGCAAAAGCAAACACAUCUUAUGUAAGAGUAACAAUUGUGAAGAAAUUUCAUGAAUCAAAAAAAGUCAUGUAUCGUUGCAAGUUUUCCGUGUCGUGUGCAUAAUACGUGUGCAUAACAUAUAUAUAAUUAUCACUGCAAAUCAGUACUUGACGUGGACGAUACAACUAAUGGAUGAAAUUAAUCGCAUGUGGAAGAUGUCGUGCCUAAGAAUUUUUCUGAAAAAGGAAAGCAGGUGAGGUGGGACACAU
Amoebophrya sp. A25 is the source of this 4311-nucleotide messenger RNA. Lineage: Eukaryota; Dinophyceae; Syndiniales; Amoebophryaceae. The record is from the annotation of a GenBank genome assembly.